GAUACAAUCGACAGUUGAUUGAGACUAAAUGAAUCUUUACUAAACGCUUUAAUCUUUACUAAACGCUUUAAUAUAGUUAUUCAGUGAGAAACGACUAUUAAACCUCUAAAUCAAACACAAUCUAAAUCAACUAUCACCCGAUAAUUUUUAAGUCUUAUUAAAUAUAGUUGUUUAGUAAAAAAAAUCAUCGGUUGCAUAAAUCUUUGAUCCAAACAUCUUUUAAAAAAAAAAAAAAAAAGACUAUUAACCGAAUUACACUUAUAAAUGGUAAAAAAUGCUAUCACCAUUAUGGUAAGCAAUACAAAAUAGAACUGGAGUCCAUAUAAAUUGCCAUUACCAAAACAAUAGUCACUAAGACAAAACGAGGAACAUAAUUAGUGAUGUGAAUGGUCAACCUUCAUGUGAUCUUUGCUAGCUAUUCUCUCAUUCCCUCUCAAUUAUGGGUGGCUGACAAGUCUUCUAAUCAUGCAUAUAUCAAAUCCCUUCAAGAAAAAGGAAUUUUAACUUGUCUUGACACUUCUUUUUAUUAUUAAAGACUUCACCACAAAUACACUUCAUCACCUCCCUAUAUAUAUAUUAGUCAUAUUUGCAUUUUAUGAAAUCUCUCUCUAUCUCUCCUUUUCAGAAAACAUUCAAAUAUCUCCCAUGGCUUCUCCGUCCAUUUCUCAACUAAAGGUACACCAGUCUCCGAACAGUGACAGCAAUGAAAAUGGGGCGUCUACUGCAUCGUCGCUGGACUUGGAAAAAGGCCAUAGUUAUUGGGAUCACAGGAGAAAUGAUGUAUUCUUGACAUGGAAGGAGCUUGGUGUUACAGUCUCGAGUAGAAAACAGGGAUCCAGACGGAUUCUACAAGGACUUACAGGCUAUGCCCAACCUGGAGAAAUCUUGGCAAUCAUGGGUCCUUCAGGCUGUGGCAAAACUACUCUUCUUGACGCUUUGGCUGGAAGAUUAGAUUCGAGCACUAGACAGAUUGGACAAGUACUAAUCAAUGGUCGUAGACAGCCUUUGGCUUAUGGGACAUCGGCUUAUGUGUCUCAAGAUGAUAUAAUAACAUGGACACUAACAGUAAGAGAAGCAGUAUACUACUCAGCUCAACUUCAGCUACCAAGUUCAAUGCCUUUAGUAGAAAAAAGAGAGAGAGCAGAAAUGACUAUAAAAGAGAUGGGAUUACAAGAAUCAAUGAAUACAAGAAUUGGCGGCUGGGGAAGCAAAGGCCUUAGUGGUGGACAAAAGAGGAGAGUCAGCAUUUGUAUAGAGAUAUUAACAAGGCCUAAGCUUCUUUUCCUUGAUGAGCCAACAAGUGGACUUGAUAGUGCAGCUUCUUAUUAUGUAAUGAAAAAAUUGGCAAACCUUGCUAAAGAACAUGGCAUGACAAUUGUAGCAUCUAUCCACCAACCUAGUAGUGAAGUCUUUCAGCUAUUUCAUAAUCUAUAUCUUCUCUCUUCAGGAAGAACAAUAUACUUUGGGCCCUCUGAUGCUGCAACUAAGUUUUUCCAAAUGAAUGGUUUUUCUUGCCAAAGUCAUCAAAAUCCAUCCGAUCAUUACUUAAGAACAAUUAAUACAGAUUUUGACGAGGACAUGGAACAAGGUCUUGGUGCAAAGAAAAAUAGAGAGGAAGUGAUCAACUUGCUAGUAAGAUCUUAUAAAUCAUCAAAUAUUCGCAAGCAAAUCGUAAGCAGAGUAGCAGAAAUAUGUAGCCAGAUAAGAGCAAUAGAGUUAAAAGAGAGAGCAGAAUUGAAGAAGGAAAGUCAGGCUAACUUCAUGACUCAAUGCCUUGUCCUAUCAAGAAGGUCCUUUGUGAAUAUGUAUCGUGAUCUUGGCUAUUACUGGCUGCGUUUGGCUAUAUAUAUCAUGUUGGGUUUAGGCUUAGGCUCUGUCUUCUUCGACCUGGGGUCUGGUUACAGAUCAAUACAAGCAAGAGGUUCAUUGCUUAUGUUCAUAGCUUCCUUGUUGACAAUUAUGGCCAUAGGAGGUUUCCCAUCAUUUGUGGAGGACAUGAAGGUUUUUCAAAGAGAAAGAUUGAACGGGCAUUAUCGAUCAGCUGCAUUUGUCAUUAGCAACACUCUUUCUUCAACGCCAUAUUUGCUUCUCAUAUCAAUCAUACCAGGAGCAAUCACUUACUACCUUGUUGGUCUCCAACAAGCAAGUGCACAUUUCAUCUAUUUUGCACUGACACUCUUUGCUUGUAUGAUGUUGGUAGAGAGCCUAAUGCUAAUUGUUGCGAGCAUCGUUCCGAAUUUCCUGAUGGGGCUAAUAACAGGAGCAGGAAUUCAAGGCCUGAUGAUGCUAAGUGGCGGCUUCUUUCGGUUGCCUGAUGAUCUUCCUUUAAUCUUUUGGAAAUACCCAUCAUACUACAUUGCCUUCCACAAGUAUGCAUAUCAAGGAUUGUAUAAAAAUGAGUUUGAAGGGUUGACAUUUCCAAGUGAGCAUGGAGGGCCUCCUUACAUAAAUGGAGAAGAAAUCUUGAAAGAUAUAUGGCAAGUUGAAAUGGGUUAUUCAAAGUGGAUGGAUCUAGCUAUAUUGUUUGGGAUGGUGGUUAUAUAUAGGCUUGUGUUGCUAAGUGUACUUGGGAUUAUUGAAAACUUUAAGCCUAUAUUUAGAGAAAUUAAGUUUGUUUCUUUUAAACAAACAAAGAGAGUGUUAGCUAAUUCAUCUCCAAAGUCUUUAGAUGAAGCAAGAUAGUAAUAAUAACAUGUUCUAAGUUAGCACUCCUAACACACCUAACUUCUCAAAGUUCAAGUAAUCAUAUUCAAUCUUACUUCUUUUUAGUUCAUUUUUGUA
Molecule: messenger RNA, 2781 nt
Organism: Ricinus communis (castor bean)
Lineage: Eukaryota; Viridiplantae; Streptophyta; Magnoliopsida; Malpighiales; Euphorbiaceae
Product: ABC transporter G family member 1
Exons: 8
Coding region: 646-2682 (678 amino acids)
Cellular component (GO): membrane
Molecular function (GO): ATP binding; ATP hydrolysis activity; ABC-type transporter activity
Source: RefSeq, a predicted model, not a curated record